GUUCUCGCCCCGCCCCGCCCCCGCCCCCGCCCCCGCCCUAGAUAUCGCGAGAGGGCGGGUCCGCUUGGCUUUGGCGUCGGCGUCUUUCCAGCGCUGGGGCGCUAGGCCGGUGUCUCUCCGCGAGCCGCGGGUAAAGUGCCGCCGGCAAGGGCGCGCGACGGGCUGCCACCCGCGCGGCGCUGGCUCUGUCGUCGGGGGUGGUUGACGCCGGUGGCAACGACGCCGGUGGCCGUUUCCGAGACAGCAGGUGCGGUCGCUUUAGCCCCAAGCGGGCUCCGCGGCUGCCUAGCGGGUGUCUGCGAGCGCCCGACCCUUCUCUUCGUGGACCCCACGCCAAGCAGCGACCCUGAGCCGACAGCCGGAGCGCCCGGCAAUGGCGGCCUCGACGGCCUCGCACCGGCCGAUCAAGGGGAUCCUGAAGAACAAGACCUCUGCGACUUCCUCUGUGGUGGCGUCGGCCGAACAGCCCCGCGGGAGUGUAGACGAGGAGCUGAGUAAAAAGUCCCAGAAGUGGGAUGAAAUGAACAUCCUGGCAACAUAUCAUCCAGCAGACAAGGACUAUGGUUUAAUGAAAAUAGAUGAACCAAGCACUCCUUACCAUAGUAUGAUAGGUGAAGAUGAAGAUGUACAUAGUGAUUCAGAAACCACUGAAGCCAUGACUCCAGAUAUCUUAGCUAAGAAAUUAGCUGCUGCUGAAGGCUCGGAGCUAAAGUAUCGGGUUCGGGAACAAGAAAGCAGUGGAGAGGAAGAUAGUGACCUCUCACCUGAAGAACAAGAAAAAAGGCGACAAUUUGAAAUGAAAAGGAAGCUUCACUACAAUGAAGGACUGAAUAUUAAAUUAGCUAGACAAUUAAUUUCAAAAGACCUACAUGAUGAUGAGGAAGAUGAAGAAAUGUUGGAGACUACAGAAGGAGAAAGCAUGAAUACAGAACAAUCAAAUCAAGGUUAG
Messenger RNA from Propithecus coquereli (Coquerel's sifaka), 949 nucleotides. RefSeq names its product protein phosphatase 1, regulatory (inhibitor) subunit 2 (gene PPP1R2). The transcript has 5 exons. Gene Ontology annotation, biological process: regulation of signal transduction. The record is from RefSeq and is a predicted model, not a curated record. The coding region runs from base 374 to 949 and encodes 191 amino acids. Lineage: Eukaryota; Metazoa; Chordata; Mammalia; Primates; Indriidae. Gene Ontology annotation, molecular function: protein phosphatase inhibitor activity.